CCAAGAUGGAGGCGGCAGCUCGGGGGUGCUGAGGGGCCGGCCCGCGUGGGAGCGAGUGGAGCCUGUGUUUCCAGGGCGGCGGCGGCUCCUUUUGCCGGUGGGCAGCGUGUGCUGCCCAGCCUGACCCCGCGCCAUGCCUCACAAGAAGAAGAAACCCUUCAUAGACAAGAAGAAAGCGGUAACGUUUCACUUGGUGCACAGGAGUCAGAGGGACCCACUUGCUGCUGAUGAUACGGCACCCCAGAGGGUUCUGCUGCCUACACAGAAAGGGCAUGAGGAGCAAAGGAGGGAAGAGCAGCGGAAGUAUGGAGUCUUCUUUGAUGAUGACUAUGACUAUUUGCAGCAUCUGAAGGAAGCCUCUGGUCCCUCUGAGCUUGUCCCUUCUGUGCGUGGACAGCAAAGCAGAAUUGUUGUCACAAGUGAGGGGCACAUAGAAGACGAAAUUCAGCGAGUAUCAGCUCCAUCUAUUAAGUUGCCUUCCUCGGUAUUUGCCACAGAGUUUGAAGAGGAUGUGGGCUUGUUAAAUAAAGCUGCUCCUGUUUCAGGACCACGACUUGAUUUUGACCCUGAUAUUGUUGCGGCUCUUGACGAUGAUUUUGACUUUGACAAUCCAGAAAAUAUUCUGGAAGAUGAUUUUGUUCUACAAGCAAAUGAACCACGGAAAGGGGGAUCAGAUGCUGAGGAUGAAGAUGAAUGGGAAGAUGUGGAGGAAGAUAGUGAUGAAAAGGACAGUUGCAGUAAUGAUUCAGAAGGUCCUUUCUCAGAUGAUGGGAUUAAUGGACGGCCAAAAGAAUUCCUUUUUAUGCAAGAGGAAACCAGGAGUCGUUUCACAGAAUAUUCUAUGAGCUCUUCAGUAAUAAGAAGGAACGAGCAGCUGACCCUGUUGGAUGACAGAUUUGAGAAGUUCUUUGAGCAAUUUGAUGAAGAUGAAAUUGGAGCCUUGGAUAACGUGGAGUUGGAAGGCUAUAUUAACACGGACAAUGCCCGGUUGCAGGAAGUCCUGAAUGAUUACUACAAAGAGAAAGCAAAGAAUUGUGUGAAAUUGGAUACUCUUGAACCCUGUGAAGAGUUAGACUCUCCUAUGAAUGAAGAAAGUGAGGAAGAAAAGGAAGAAACAGUAGCUGUAGUUAUUGAAGAAUCAAAAGAAAAAUGGGAUUGUGAAUCCAUUUUGAGUACAUAUUCAAACUUAUAUAAUCACCCAACACUUAUCAAGGAGCCAUCAAAGCCCAAACCAAUAAAAAUUUCCCAGAAGACUGGAAUCCCCCUACAUAUCUUGCCUCAGAAAGGUCUCACAGCUAAGCAGGUCGAACGCAUGCAGAUGGUUAACGGCAGCGACCUGCCAAGAGCAUCCACACAGCCCCGUGCCAAAGACGAGAGCAAAGAGGAUCGAAAAGCUAGAAAACAGGCAAUAAAAGAGGAGCGAAAGGAGCGCAGGAUGGAGAAGAAAGCCAAUAAGCUGGCCUUCAAAUUGGAGAAAACAAGGCAAGAAAAGGAGUUGCUCAAUCUGAAACAAAACGUUCAGGGACUGAAGCUGUCUUGAUGGGACUGAGGAACGUAUUGUGGAAACAUCCUUAUGUUCUCACUUGUAUUGAGAAGGGAACUGGGAACUCAGAGCGCUGCCAGUCGUGCACAAAGGGGGUUAUUCAGAUAUUACUGUAACAAGAACCAGUAACUUGUUCUUUCUGAACCGAAGUUACACAUAAAACAGUGUAUUAAUGAUGUCUGUUCUGUCAUGAGUGACAUGACAACUCUUGCAAAGUUUCAUUACAGUAGAAAUAUAUUAAAAUUAUAAAAAAAUAUUUUUCUUACAAGCUUUCACUGGACAAGUUUUAUAUAUAUUUUGAAUGCAUUCAGCAAAUCAGCAGAAUCUACAGAUCUGAUCUGAUUAGAUUCUUCUAUUAAAUUAUUUCAGUUUACAAAGCAAUGUAUCCAUUUAUGUCUUCUCUCCCUUAUACUGAUGGUUAAAUAUAGUGCCUUGAUACAGCACAGCUUUGUAAGUCAAGGAGUUUUCACCCACUCCUUAAUCUUUCCUGGGUCGGUUAUUUAUUGUUUGGGUACUAUUAUGAAAGGUGUAAAAUAAUCUUUUGUAAACAGAGGUGUCUGACAAGCUGUUGUGUGGGUAGACAUCCCUGUUACCUAACUCGAGUUUUACAUUUCUGAGCAAAUAAAAUCUGUCGCAACAAGUGUG
Molecule: messenger RNA, 2188 nt
Organism: Calidris pugnax (ruff)
Lineage: Eukaryota; Metazoa; Chordata; Aves; Charadriiformes; Scolopacidae
Gene: LTV1
Product: LTV1 ribosome biogenesis factor
Exons: 11
Coding region: 134-1540 (468 amino acids)
Biological process (GO): ribosomal small subunit biogenesis; ribosomal small subunit export from nucleus
Cellular component (GO): cytosol; nucleus; preribosome, small subunit precursor
Source: RefSeq, a predicted model, not a curated record